Messenger RNA from Syzygium oleosum, 2581 nucleotides. RefSeq names its product LEAF RUST 10 DISEASE-RESISTANCE LOCUS RECEPTOR-LIKE PROTEIN KINASE-like 1.4. The transcript has 4 exons. Gene Ontology annotation, molecular function: ATP binding; polysaccharide binding; protein kinase activity. NCBI's taxonomy places the organism in Eukaryota, Viridiplantae, Streptophyta, Magnoliopsida, Myrtales, Myrtaceae. The coding region runs from base 237 to 2402 and encodes 721 amino acids. Gene Ontology annotation, biological process: protein phosphorylation. The record is from RefSeq and is a predicted model, not a curated record.
UUCCCCUCUUCUCUCCAACCUCGCUCAGGACAAAAACCCCAUAAAAAAAUCCAACGUUCUUGUUCAACGUAUGACACAUAUUAGUGCUCAGCCCAAGUCAAGUCGACGUACUCUUUUUCUGGUUUCCUCUCUCUUUCUUUGACUAUUUCUCCUAAAACCCAAGUGAUGUCACCCCCUGGUUCCGUCUUCCAUUUGCUCUCUCAAGCGUCCCCAUUCCCAUUUCGUGGCGUACCACGAUGUUGUCUCUCUCUUGGGCUCCUCCUCCUCCCGCGUCCUCGUCUCUUGUUCUGCACUUGCUGUUUCCACUGUUCUUGAUCUUGAUCAAGACUCCUCGUUCCCUGGGCGAGGACUAUUACUCGAGCUGCACCGAGAAGUUCAGCUGUGGGGACGUUGUUGACGUUGGCUAUCCUUUCUGGGGAGGCAGCAGAGCGAGCUUUUGUGGGUAUCCCCAGCUGGAGCUCAAGUGCGAGAACGGAAGCACCGCGACCAUAGUGAUACAGGAAGUGAAGUACCGUGUUCUGGGGGUGUAUCCUGAUCCUAUUCAGGUGCUGAGAAUCGCGAGGGACGACUAUAUGCAGGGACUCUGUUCCACGAAUUUCCUCAACACGACUCUCGACUCGUCGCUGUUCCAAAUCGCCUACGGCUACACCAACUUCACUUUACUCUACGGCUGCCAAACGGUUGUCCCACUUUUCUCAUGUCCUGUGCAAGGGGUUCCGUACACGGGGGGCUAUUAUGUGUUGUCAGGGUUGGUUGUUCCCAUUGGAUCGUGCUUCAAGAGCGUGGUAGUCCCGCUUUCUUUGGAUGUUUGGAGUACCUUGGGGAAUAGCUCGUCCAAUUUAGUUGAGGUGCUGCAGCAUGGUUUUGAGGUUCAGCUGAAGGUGGAUGGUGAAGCAUGUGGGGAGUGCACUCAAUCGUUUGGAGUGUGUGGUUACGAUCUCGCUACGAAUCAGACCACUUGCUAUUGUCCUGGCCAGUCCUUUGGUUCCAAAACCUGUGGUUCAUCAAUAUCUGCUGCGCCGCCAGAGGCAACAACUGCUAAAUCUACACAAGGGAAGAAGGAUUCUAAAUCACUCAGUAUAGGCCUUGGCAUUGGCGGAGCUGGUUUUGUGGGGAUUCUGCUAGGUUUCUUGUUUGUCUGUUUAGUGCGGAGAAAGAAAAAGAAAGCUGCUUUCCAAAUUCAAACCAAAGAUCUCGGCAGUACUCCUUCAAACAAAAGCCUGCUCAUAUCAAGCAAUUUCACUAGAAGCAUACCGUCUUUUCCUUCUUUGAAGUCCGACCUUGAGAAGGGAAGCACCUAUUUUGGAGUUAAAGUCUUUGAGUACGUAGAACUUGAAGAGGCUACUCAAAAUUUCGAUCCUUCUCGAGAACUUGGAGAUGGAGGUUUUGGGACGGUUUAUUACGGUGAGCUUCGUGAUGGGCGAGUAGUUGCAGUCAAGCGCCUUUACGAGAACAAUUUGAGACGUGUUGAGCAGUUCAUGAAUGAAGUAGAGAUCCUAACACGCCUGCACCACCAGAACCUAGUGAAGCUGUAUGGAUGCACCUCAAGACGGAGCCGGGAGCUGCUUCUUGUCUAUGAAUAUAUUCCUAAUGGAACAGUGGCGGAUCAUCUCUAUGGAACGCGAGCGAGUUCUAAUUUGCUUCCUUGGCGUGUUAGGUUGAAAAUAGCCAUUGAGACUGCAGAUGCACUCACUUACCUUCACGCAUCCGAUGUCAUUCACCGUGAUGUUAAGACUAAUAACAUUCUCCUAGAGAACAAUUUCUGUGUAAAGGUGGCUGAUUUUGGUCUUUCACGGUUAUUCCCCACAGAUGUCAGCCAUAUAUCUACUGCUCCACAAGGAACUCCUGGUUAUGUGGAUCCAGAGUAUUAUCAGUGCUACCAACUUACAGACAAGAGUGAUGUAUAUAGUUUCGGUGUUGUCUUAUGUGAACUCUUAUCAUCAAAACCUGCAGUCGACACUAAUAGGCAUCGUCAAGACAUUAAUUUGGCCAACAUGGCUGUCAACAGAAUUCAAAAUCGUACAUUGCAUGAACUGAUUGAUACUUCUUUGGGGUUUGAAACAGAUUAUGCAGUUAGGAGGAUGAUGACCUUCGUGGCAGAGUUAGCUUUUCGGUGUUUGCAGGACGAAAGAGAUAUGAGGCCAACUAUGGAAGAAGUCUUGGACACUCUGAAAAGAAUUGGGACUGCGCAGAUAGAAGAGCAGAAAGCCGAGGUUAUGGACGAAGUUCUAGACACCUUGAGAGGAUUCCAGUAUGAGAAUGCAAGAGUGAAGAAAGCUGAGGUGAUUGACAUCAGGUCAGAUGAAGUUGGGCUUCUAAAGAAUAUGCCUCCCUUGCUUUCCCCCGACUCGGUGGUCUCACCUAAUUGGGGAAGCAACCCUACCACACCUAAUUCCAUUUAGCAAUUGAGAUUUCCUGUUCUGUUUAUUUCAUAAAUCUUGAAGCAGGGAAAGUGAUUUCAUGUAUGAUGACCAUAAGCUCUGUGGCCUUCUAGUCUGAUGUUGUUUAAGCAGGUGGACAGGAGUUACUGAGAGCAAUGUACAUAGUAAAAGCGAUCUGCAGUAUUUAUCUGUUUCUAUGA